AUGAAAACAGAGGAGAAUAUGAGAGGAAAGUGGAAGCCAAGGUCGAAAGUUCUGAGUUAUGAAAUUGCAAAGUCGGAUGUAUAUACUUUUCUAAAUGUGCAAGAUGGUCAGCCGGCUCUAGCAUGGGACGGAAUCCAAAUUGGGAAGGAGAAAGAAGACUGUUGGAUCAAAGGUGUAGAGGAGGUAAUAGUGGAGAAGCAAUUUUGCCAGCUGGUUUUAAGUAAGAUUUGGAUUGCGCAAUGUAGUUCUAGGAAAACUAGGAUUUUAUUCUUUGACAUUCCUUUUUUUCCUCAGGAUUGCCUAACAGUGCGAGGCAUGCAAGCUUUGCCAGCUUUACCAGAAUCUCUCAGUGUCAUCGAGAUGGGUGGACAGGAAGGGUCAGAGAGUGAAUCUCGUACUUUGGGUGCACUUUAUCUGAACAUUGGUUUACAGAAUGGUGUGCUGUUAAGAACUGUAUUAGAUUCAGUCACUGGUGAUAUGUCUGAUACACGUACACGAUACUUGGGUUCCAGACCUGUCAAGCUUUUCAGGAUUAUUAUGCAAGGAAGUGAAGCUGUUCUUGCUAUGUCUUCUCGUUCCUGGCUGUCCUAUUAUUAUCAGAAUAGAUUUCAUCUGACACCACUGUCAUAUGAAAGUCUGGAGUAUGCUGCAGGGUUCUCCUCAGAGCAGUGCCCUGAAGGUAUUGUAGCUAUUUCCACCAACACACUAAGGAUUUUGGCUCUGGAAAAACUGGGAGCUGUUUUUAACCAGGUAUCCCAUCCACUUGAGUACACUCCACGCAAGUUUGUCAUCCAUCAAGAGAGUGGUCAUUUAGUGGUUAUUGAGACUGAUCAUAAUGCUUACACAGAUGAUACCAAGAGACAGCGAAAGCUUCAGAUGGCAGAGGAAUUGAAAGAAGCAGCGGGGGAAGAAGAAGCAGAAGUGGCUGAACGCAUGGCAGAAGCACUUCUUUCAGAGGACUUGCCAGAUGCAGUAUUUGGUGCACCAAAAGCUGGACCAGGGAUGUGGGCAUCUCUCAUUCGGAUUAUAGAGCCUAUCCAAGGAAACACCCUUUUUACAAUGAGACUGGAUCAGAAUGAAGCAGCUUUCAGUAUUGCCCUGGUAAAGUUUGCAAAUCAGAAUGAUAUGGAUCAGCAGUUCCUGUUGGUUGGAACAGUGAAGGACUACCAGUUAAGCCCACGUCAAGUUGACUGUGGAUAUAUCUACACUUACAGAAUUGUAGGUGAUUGUACUAGUCUAGAGCUAGUUCAUCGAACAGAAGUUGAAGACAUUCCAACAGCUUUAUGCCCAUACAAUGGCAGAGUAUUAGUAGGAGUUGGAAGGUUGCUUAGAAUAUAUGACUUGGGGAAGAAGAAACUGCUUAGAAAGUGUGAAAAUAAGCAUGUUCCAAACCUAAUUGUGGAUAUCAAAGCACGAGGACAGAGAGUUUUUGUUAGUGAUGUUCAGGAAAGCUUGUUUGUGCUUAGAUAUAAAAGACAUGAAAAUCAGCUAAUCAUAUUCGUGGAUGACACAAACCAACGAUGGGUGACCACAUCUUGCCUCCUUGAUUAUGAUACAGCAGCUGUAGCAGACAAGUUUGGCAACAUUGCAGUGAUAAGGUUAGGUGGAGAUACCAAUGAUGAUGUCGAUGAAGAUCCCACAGGAAACAAGGCGCUCUGGGACCGUGGUCUGUUGAAUGGUGCCUCACAAAAAACGGAAGUUAUUGCCAAUUUCCAUGUAGGAGAAACUGUUAAUACACUGGAGAAAGCCACUUUAAUUCCUGGAGGCAGCGAGUCUCUUGUAUACACUACCCUGAGUGGCACUGUUGGAGUUCUGGUACCAUUUACAUCAAGAGAAGACCAUGAGCUUUUCCAAAACUUGGAGAUGCACAUGCGGUCAGAGCAUCCUCCACUCUGUGGACGAGACCACCUCUCCUUCAGGUCUUACUUUUUCCCUGUAAAGAAUGUCAUUGAUGGAGACUUGUGUGAGCAGUUUAACAUGGUAGAUCCAGGAAAACAGCGCAGUAUUUCAGAAGACUUGGAUAAGACUCCUAAUGAACUUUCAAAGAGAUUAGAAGACAUUAGAACUCGCUAUGCCUUCUAAGCAGUAUGUUUGUGCCGAUUAAUUUUUCACAGGAAUGAGAAUUUUUUUUAAUGAAAUAUCCCUAUGACAACUGCUUGUACCCAUGUUGUACCAAGCCAUGUGCUGUGUACUGCAUGCAGUCAGCUACUCAAGUAAAUAAAUAAAAUAUGGAAAGCAUACAUUUUGCCUAUUGUUUAUAAUUUAGGUUGAAGCAUAUAUGAUUUAUCUAUAAAAGAUGCUAGAAAUAUCAGUAAUAAUUAUCAUUAUUGUUAUCAUUAUGAUAUGGUUAUUGUAGGUAUUUUUCUUUGGGUGUGUAUACCUGUUAGAGUGGACUUACAAGCCUUUGAUUUAUCAUAUUACUUUUUUGUAUUUAGAUUAAAUGAUAGUCUGAUUUUUUACAUCCUUCAAUUGCAACUUUUCUUAAAUUUCAGAGAAUUAAAACCACAAGAGAAAAGAUACUAUAAGUACAAUAAGGGUAAACUUGAGAAAUGUACAUACUUUUUUGUGGUUACUGAUAAGCCAAAGGACCUUUUUAUGGGUAACUAUGACCUUCAGCUUCCAGAUUGGACUGCUAGAGACAAUAUGUAUUGGAUUUUGGAACAUCCAUCAGCUGUCCAGUUCCUUGAAUGCUGCAAAAUGAAUUGUGUGUACACGUACAUGUGUAUGUAGCUAUGGGUGUGCCCAAUAGGUGUGGCCAGGGGAAAAUAUUCAGCCAUUUGUGUGAUGCUACAUUUUUUAAUGUGCACCUAAUCACUCAAUGUGAAAGAUUUUUUUUUAUAAAUGAAGAAGGCACAUAAUAUUCUGAUUGGAAUUACCCAAUAGGUUUCUAGUUUGUAAUAAAUGUGCUGACAUACAAGAUUUAAAAUAUGUGUUUUUU
Messenger RNA from Penaeus indicus, 2938 nucleotides. RefSeq names its product splicing factor 3B subunit 3-like. Gene Ontology annotation, biological process: mRNA splicing, via spliceosome. The transcript has 14 exons. The coding region runs from base 1 to 2082 and encodes 693 amino acids. Gene Ontology annotation, molecular function: protein binding; U2 snRNA binding. The record is from RefSeq and is a predicted model, not a curated record. Lineage: Eukaryota; Metazoa; Arthropoda; Malacostraca; Decapoda; Penaeidae. Gene Ontology annotation, cellular component: nucleus; U2 snRNP.